This is a messenger RNA of Tripterygium wilfordii, 774 nucleotides long. RefSeq names its product NHP2-like protein 1. Gene Ontology annotation, biological process: ribosome biogenesis; mRNA splicing, via spliceosome; maturation of SSU-rRNA. Gene Ontology annotation, molecular function: RNA binding. Gene Ontology annotation, cellular component: small-subunit processome; U4/U6 x U5 tri-snRNP complex; nucleolus. Bases 138 to 524 code for a protein of 128 amino acids. The transcript is spliced from 5 exons. Lineage: Eukaryota; Viridiplantae; Streptophyta; Magnoliopsida; Celastrales; Celastraceae. The record is from RefSeq and is a predicted model, not a curated record.
AAACGACGCAGUUUGAGAAAGCCAACUUGGUCUUUUAAAAACGUCUUCGAUCUUUAAACCCUAAAAUUGGUCGCUAAAACCCUAGCCUCCACUUUCCCUAUCUUUCGUGUAUUCUUCUCUGCUCGAGAUCAACAUCAAUGACGGGAGAAAUAGUGAACCCUAAAGCGUAUCCUCUUGCUGAUGCGCAGCUCUCCAUAACGAUUUUGGAUCUUGUUCAACAAGCCGCUAACUACAAGCAGCUCAAAAAGGGCGCUAAUGAAGCGACUAAAACCCUUAACAGGGGCAUCUCCGAGUUUGUGGUGAUGGCUGCAGAUACUGAGCCACUUGAGAUUCUUCUCCAUCUUCCCUUGCUCGCUGAGGAUAAGAAUGUGCCCUAUGUAUUUGUUCCUUCAAAGCAAGCACUUGGCCGUGCAUGUGGCGUCACAAGACCUGUUAUUGCCUGUUCCGUGACCUCUAAUGAGGGUAGCCAAUUGAAAUCCCAAAUACAACAACUGAAGGAAGCCAUUGAGAGGCUUUUGAUCUAAACUUAUGGAUGGAUGUGUGAUCGGUGUGAUGGGCCUCUUGGAUUGUGAUUGUUGCUCCUUUGGAGGCUUUGACUGAUGAAGUUCAAGCUCAAGAAGAGGUCAUGAAUUGUUGACUGCUACUAAUAUUUUCCUCUUAUGUACUAUUGGAACAAUAUUUGGCGAACCUUGGAUGAACUAUGCUAUAGCUUGUUUGAUGUGAUUCAGUACUUUUUUGGUUGGAUGAAUAUAGUUUUUUGUCUCUCUGCAUGUU